AAACCCUAAAAGAGCUGGAUCAGUGGUGUCAGACCCUCAACACUCCCAAAAGCUCCUAAGGGUCAUUCAGUCUUUAAAACAAGAUGAUUGUUUUAAAGAUGCAGUGCUGGUUUUGGAAAAUGAACAGAUUCCUGUUCAGAAAAACAUUCUGACUGCUGCCAGUUCAUACAUAAGAGGGGUACCUGUUUGCAAUAGGAGGAAUGAAUGAGAAUAAAACAGUCUUUAGCAGUGGAGAGAAAUAUGACCCAGAGACCAACACCUGGACUCAAAUCCCUCCGAUGAUGCAGGCCAGACAGCACUUCGCCAUUGCAGAGUUGGAUGGGAUGGUCUAUGUUUUAGGAGGAGAGAACGGGGACACUGAGGUCCUCCUCACAAUGGAGGUGUUUGACCCCCAUUGCAGUGUUUGGAGAACACGACCCAAAAUGACCACUGUGCGCAAAGUAAGUUCGGUUGCUGUGCCACCAGAAAAAGAGACUGUAUGUUAUUGGGUGGAGGAUCUUAUGGAAAAAUGUAUGACUCUUUGGAGAGCUAUGACCCCAAAACCCAACAGUGGACAACAGUCUGCCCUCUUAAGGAAAGGAGGUUUGGCACAGUAGCAUGUGGGAUUGGACAAGAGCUCUAUGUAUUUGGUGGUGUGAGGAACAGAGACGCUGACAACCCAGAGUCCAGUCAGGUGACCAUCUGCAAGUCUGAGUUCUUUCACGAUGAGCUAAAAAGAUGGGUGCUUUUAGAUGACCAGAACCUCUACAUACAGUCCACAUCGUCUUUUGUUUAUGGAGCUGUUCCCAUUGGUGCCAGUAUAUAUGUUGUUGGAGAGCUUGACACUGAUUUGCUAAAAUGAGCCACAUGGCCAUUUUGGAAUAAUGUGCGGGAGUUCCGCAGAAGCACGGGUACCUGGCACCCCAUCAGACCCCUCAUGGCCCCUGAUCUGAGCAGGACGAGCUGUGCCACCCUACGCAUCGCUAACUGUAAACUCUUCCGCCUGCGGCUCCAUCAGGGACAGUUCCAGAUCCGGGUUCAAUCCACAUAAACAACUCACAUCCUCACCUCUGGCUUUAUAUCCCUCCUCCGUCGUCUGCUGGUUUGGAGGAGGAUGCAGAGGAUUGUGAGAUCACACUGGCAACAGCAGAGUUUGGUAUAAUGUGGGAAAGCUUGAAUGAAUUGUCCUGUUUUUUUAUGUUGUCUUUUCUUAGAGGAUGAAUUUUACAUAAUCUUUGGUUCCUUUUUACAUGAUUCCCAGUCACAGGAAAUGCUGUUACAUUAGAUGCAACCUGCUGACUGUUUUCAUGCUUUAUAUGAAUAGUUUACAAUAGAAUGUACCUAGAGUAGCUGUUGUUGCAGUUUAUUUAAUGCUAACACUUUUGAACAUCGGUGAAGGAAGUCAAAAUUGCUUAUUUUAUACUGUAGUUAAGUCUUAAAUGUGGGUUCAGUAAGUAAGGGAACAAAUCAAGAACUAUGAUUUAGUAGUAUGUUCAUAUCAAGCACAGUUCUGUUGCUAAUGCAAGUGUCUGUCUAGCUACUGUACAGUCAAAGUUGAA
Messenger RNA from Carassius auratus (goldfish), 1538 nucleotides. RefSeq names its product gigaxonin-like. The transcript has 7 exons. NCBI's taxonomy places the organism in Eukaryota, Metazoa, Chordata, Actinopteri, Cypriniformes, Cyprinidae. Bases 479 to 841 code for a protein of 120 amino acids. The record is from RefSeq and is a predicted model, not a curated record. Gene Ontology annotation, molecular function: protein binding.